AUGAGUUAUGAUCCUAUUCAUGACACCUAUACACCUUCUAAAUCUACCAUAGAACAUCAACAACAAUCACCACCUCAACCAGCACCAGUUCCUGCAUCCGUACCACCACCCCAAGUACAAAUUCAACAACCACAUCCAUUACCAGAAAUAACACACCACACUGGACCAUUGUCAAUUUCAAGUUUGGUAGAAAAUGUCCCACCAGUUCCACAAGUUAUCAUCCAUCAAAGUCCUCCUUCAGCUUCCUCAUAUCAACCUAAGAAAAUAACAUCCAUCUCCAGUCUCAUGAACAAUUCAGAACUGGAUGACACCUACAAUGACAAUGACGAUGAUGAAUAUGUCGAUGACACAGAUGUCAAUUCAUCAAUCAUGGGUGAAGAAGAUGAAGAGCUAUCCCAAUCUGCAACUUCCACCACCACCAUCACCACCAAACCAUCUUCCUCCUCAUCAACAUCUCGUCGUCGUAAGAAAUCCUCAUCAGCUUCAUCCAGUGGUGGGAUUUCUGCCACUGCAAAAGCGGCCCGUCAUUUGAAGAAAUCAGAUGGAGAACCAUUCUGGCGAAAAGAUAUCCAAUAUGAUUUCUUACUGGCUUUAUUCAAUGACCAAACCCCAUGUUUCACGAAUCCAUUCCCCAUUUGUGAGAUUCCUAAUGCCAAUAAUAAUCCCAAGAUUACAUUUGGAGAAUUGUAUUUACGUACCCUUGUCGAAUCGAAUAAAUGUUCCCGUGUGCUCAAAGAACGAUUAAUCAAAGAUAAAGAAUUAGGAAAAUCAGUGGCACAAGUAUGUUUAUUAGUGAAUGUUGGUAGAAUGAAUACUACGAUUAAUUUCGUGCCGGAGAUGAAAUCAAGCUUGAGAACAUAUCAUUCCAUACCAAGUUUACAAGUUGAUGAUGCUGAUGAUAUCGAGGGGAGACAGUUGCAGGAUACACCUAGGUUGAAAUCGAUGUUGAAGGCGGUUUGUGAGGGGGAGGAGAAUAAUUUGAAUUAUUUGAUUGAUAUGCUGACGAAUCCACCGAUUAAUAAACCGAAUACGAAUGUUGUUCAAUUGAUUUUCUUGUUGAGCAAUUCCAUAAAUGGGAUUGGGUAUUUGGGUGAGGAUGGUAAUGAAUCUAAUCAAUUGAUUGAUUUUUUUAUGAAUACGAAAGUGUUUCCAGAAAUUAGAGCAAAGAGAUUUUUAUGGUUGAUGUAUACUUAUUUAGAAACUAAUUUCACGGCUGCUGAGUUAGAAAAUAAUCCAUUUAGUGAAUAUGGAAAAGUCCCAGAAGUUAAACUCAUACCAGAAGAAUUACUUGAUAAAUUUGAUAAAGACACAGAAUAUGAAAUCAAAUAUGCAACCUUAAUGCAAGAAACCAGAACCAGUUAUCUAAACGAUGAAGACCAUCACACUAGACGACCCACAAAACAAUCCAAAAAACGAGACCUAGACGAUAUCGAAACAAGUGAAUCCGACCUGGAAGACCUCACUAAGCGGAAACCAUCAACAUCCCCUUCCGCUUCCAAAUCCAAAAAACGACUCAAGAGAAACAUCCCCAACGUUUCCUCCCCCCUCACCAAAACCGUCAUCUCCCAAUCCACAACCAUCACCUCCCCGUCCAAGGACGAAACCACCACCAGCACAAUCGGAGGCGAUUAUCUUCGUAAUCAAUCCACAAAAUUAACAUCCACACUCACACCCCUCCAAUUCCCCAUCCAAGACCUCUCAGCCCUCGUGCAAACCUACACCGCCACCCACCCUAGCUCAAAGAUCAAACCCAACGAAACUCAAUCCAUAAAACACCAUAUUCAGGUCUUGCAAACCACCCGCCCGAUGAUUAAACAGGUCAGAACGUCUUCGAAAGCCAGUACGGCCUCUUUCAACAAAAAGACCCAUAUUUUGGGAGCUUGGAUCUAUCGAUACUUCAAAUAUAAGAAAUCGAUGGGAAAUCGAUUGAUGGGGGUUGAAUGGGAGGAUAUUCGGUAUGAAUUGGUGAAUGGAGUUGAGAGGUAUUUGUAUACAAUGUAUGGGAAAUCACUUGGGAUAAAAAGUGAGGUUGGGGGUGGGAAUGAAGAUGAGGGGAUCAGUGAAGUUGGAGGUGAGGAUGGAGGAAGUGGGAGUGGUGGAGGGGAUGGAAGUGGAGGGGAGUUUGGGAUUGAAUAUUUGCCGAUGUAUGAUUUUAAUAAGGUGAAUGAAAAGAAUUGUUUUAUUUUGCAGUUGAUUACGUUUGUGAAUGAUUGGUUUGUUAGGAGGUUGCAUGAGAAGAUGGUUGUGAAUAGGAUGGUUAAGGAUGAUAGAAUUACGUUUCAUUUGGAAUAG
This is a messenger RNA of Hemisphaericaspora subhashii, 2292 nucleotides long. RefSeq lists its product as uncharacterized. The coding region runs from base 1 to 2292 and encodes 763 amino acids. Gene Ontology annotation, cellular component: Ino80 complex. The record is from RefSeq and is a predicted model, not a curated record. Lineage: Eukaryota; Fungi; Ascomycota; Pichiomycetes; Serinales; Debaryomycetaceae. The transcript has a single exon.